AUGGAAUCGAAAAUGAACCAAAACCAUCAAGCCGUAUAAAAGUUCUUUGCCUAAUUGGUUCUGACAUCAGUUCACAAAAAACGCCUGCGCAAGCAACAAUUCGAGUUCCAAUCACAACUCACAGGAGAUCCAAAAUGUUCAAGAUCAUCGCUCUGGUUGCCUGCUUGGCCGUUGUUGCCUCCGCACGAUACUUUGAAGUAGAUCACGAUUAUCAUCACGAGGAUUACCAUCAUUCGCACCCGAAGUACAAGUAUGAGUAUGGAGUUAAGGAUGGCCACACCCACGAUCACAAGAGUCAGUGGGAACACCGUGACGGAGAUGUCGUGAAGGGGCAGUACACUUUGGAUGAGGCUGAUGGCACUCAUCGUGUGGUAGAUUACAGCUCGGACCACAAGGGAGGAUUCCAGGUUCAUGUUCAACGCAACGGACACGCCCACCAUCCACACGGAGAAAGUUACGUGAAAAUCGAUCAGCACUAUUGAUUUGUUCAGAAUUUCUUAUUGAUCGGCUGUUAACUU
Molecule: messenger RNA, 518 nt
Organism: Aedes albopictus (Asian tiger mosquito)
Lineage: Eukaryota; Metazoa; Arthropoda; Insecta; Diptera; Culicidae
Product: cuticle protein 19-like
Exons: 2
Coding region: 135-482 (115 amino acids)
Cellular component (GO): extracellular matrix
Source: RefSeq, a predicted model, not a curated record